Messenger RNA from Punctularia strigosozonata HHB-11173 SS5, 3247 nucleotides. Its product is annotated as WD40 repeat-like protein. The transcript is spliced from 13 exons. Gene Ontology annotation, molecular function: nucleosome binding; protein binding. Gene Ontology annotation, biological process: chromatin remodeling; DNA-templated transcription; regulation of DNA-templated transcription. Gene Ontology annotation, cellular component: HIR complex; nucleus. NCBI's taxonomy places the organism in Eukaryota, Fungi, Basidiomycota, Agaricomycetes, Corticiales, Punctulariaceae. Bases 260 to 3166 code for a protein of 968 amino acids. The record is from RefSeq and is a predicted model, not a curated record.
CCUGCCAGCCUCGGCGCGGCCACUGAGCGACCUUCGUCGUCAAUCACAUCAAACAAAUCCUUGGGACUGAUCUUUCAGCGGCUGUCACUGCUUUGUAUAGCGAAACGGCAUUAGUGUGGUACUGUCUGCACAGAGAACCCUGGCUUCAACUCAGUGUCUGCAGUGACUAGUGACUAGUGAUCCCUGAGUUUCGAUUUACUUCGACGGCGGCAACGCAUAUUUUGGUCUACUCGAAGUGCUUGAGGCUACCUGUCGUGCUAUGCGUUUCACGAAACCAGCCUGGGUCGCACAUAGAGAUACUUCAUCUCGCGACGACCAGAGCUCGAAGCGCCUCUCCAUCUUCUCGGUGCAUGUCCACCCGGACAACUCGCGUAUCGCCACAGGCGGGUUGGACUCCAAAGUCCGGAUAUGGAGCACGAAACCGAUCUUGAACGAGGCGAGCGAGCAGAAGGGGAGGAUCCCGAAGGUGUUGAGCACGUUGGCGAUGCAUGUGGGACCGGUGUUGACCGUGCGAUGGGCACAUUCAGGGAGGUGGUUGGCGAGCGGGAGCGACGAUGCGACGGUCGUCGUUUGGGACCUUGAUCCGAGUGCGAAAGGGAUGGUGUGGGGCUCGAACGAGGUGAAUGUGGAAGGCUGGAAACCUCUCAAACGAUUGCCGGGGCAUGAGAGUGACGUUACGGACGUUGCUUGGUCACCGGGCGACCGAUACCUGGCUUCUGUCGGCCUUGACUCCUUGGUGAUGAUAUGGUGCGGUUUCACCCUCGAGCGCCUUCGUAAGCUCGACCUGCAUCAAGGAUUCGUCAAAGGUGUAUGCUGGGAUCCCGUUGGCGAGUUUCUCGCGACCCAAUCCGACGAUCGCACCGUCAAGAUAUGGCGCACCACCGACUGGCAGCUGGAGGCUGAGAUAAGGAAGCCGUUCGAGCAUUCUCCCGGUUCGACUUUCUUCAGACGACUCAGUUGGUCACCAGACGGCGCGCAUAUAACCGCAUCAAACGCCGUGAACGCAAAAGGCUUCGUGUUUAUCGCGGCUGUGAUUGCUCGCACAGUGUGGACCUCGGACAUCAGUCUCGUCGGGCACGAAAAUACCGUCGAAGUUGCUGCAUAUAACCCUCACGUCUUUUUGCGGAACCCGGCGGGUGAAGUAUCGACGUCGAACAUAUGUUCCGUUGUUGCUCUGGGCGCGGACGAUAGAGCGGUGUCGGUAUGGCAGACCAAGUCAGCAAGACCGAUCAUUGUUGCAAAGGAGGUUUUCGAGAGGCAGAUCAUGGACCUUGCUUGGUCUUGGGAUGGCCUCACGCUGUACGCCGUCUCCUCGGACGGCACACUGGCUGCAUUCGACUUCGAUCCGGAAGAGCUUGAGGGUAUCGCACCCUUCGAUGCCCAGGAGCAGUACCUCACUAAAUUCAAGUUCGUGCCUCCACCGCUACCAGAGGGAUACGUGCACGUCCCGCAUCCAUCCUCGCGGUACAGCGUCGGGGAGAAGAACAAAACCGGACCGUCACCUACCAAAACCAGCCAGCCCGCGGCACCGAGAGUAAUCACACCCCAACCGGAGACGAUCAACAAGUUAGUGGCGAAGAGGAAACCCAAGGACUUCAGGAGGCGGCAGAGCGGGCCGUUCAACCCCUCCAGCGUGCCUUCCGCAGGGAUGCCCUCCGCAUCGAUUUCGAGCGCUCCGGUAUCUCAGGCUCCGCCUCCACAACCCUUAGCCCCCAAUGGAUCAGUCAUCUCCGAGAGUGAUUCCUUUGGAUUCGGCGAGGCGUCGGGGACGAGUACGCCUCUGGCGAGCACCUUUUCGCGGGCGGGCCGCGCUCGCCAGGAAUCUCUACACACCGACCCGUUCCGGACGACGUCGAGCGACUUGUUCGAUUCGAGCAUGGGUGGAGCGGACAUGGACGUCGACGGAAGGGGAUACGCGAGCAUAGCCGCGCUGGAUGAGAAAGGCAAGCGCGCUAUAGAACCCGACGAAGGUUUGGGCGUGGGAGGAAAGACCUCGAAGCCGAGGACGCUGGGAGGAGACCGGCCUCGGGAGGCUGUGAGACCCAAACAGCUUGGUAUGGCGCAGCCAGCACAGGGAAGCGUCGUGGUCGCUGGAGGGUCCGGGCUAGGCGUCAACUUACCCACACCACCGCUACUGACGUUCCUGAGCGUGGCGGUGAAGGUGUCCGGAGGCGGGUCGACCGAUGCGGUGCUUGAAGGGAGGAAUCCGGAGAAUGGUGGUGCGAAUGAGGUGCUGUUCGCACAGGGAAAGCAAACGCAGUGGUUGGACUACUUGCCUUCCCCUGUUUCGAUCUUGGCCGCAUCGAGCCAUUUCUGCGCGGUGGCUUUGGUGGAUGGGUCGGUGAAUAUCUAUUCCCACACAGGGCGCAGGUUAAUGCCCACGCUGAGCUUAGGAUCGCCGUGCUCCUACCUCGAUGCUUGUGAGGAUUCCCUGAUGGCAUUGACGUCGUCAGGGCAGCUGUACGCGUGGAAUGUGAAGCAACAACGCGCAGUAUACAGUCCGGUAUCGAUUCUUCCGAUCCUCCAGCCAUCUGCAUGCGAAGUCCUCUCCGCCUCCGUUCGCGCCAAUGGCUCUCCCGUCAUCCAGUUAUCCACCGGCGUUGCGCAUUCCUACGACCCUGGUCUGUCCACCUGGAUCAAGCUCAGCGACAAAUGGUGGAUGGAAGGCUCCGACGUGUGGCAGGGCCGCGGGCGCGGCAACAAUACGGGCGCUCGGGGACACGGCGUCGUCGCCGCGGUCGAACAGAGCAUAAACGAGCUCGUGCGCGGAGCCGGUGUGCUCGACAAUGACGCGUACAAUGGUGCGGCCGCGGCAGGCGAGAAGCCUCGACCUGAGUGGUGGAAUGCUGCCUUGACGCUGGGGCAUUUGGAAAGCAAGAUGUCUGCAGCCAAAGUCCUGGACAGUCCGUCAGAGUACAAGCAGGUGCUGUUGGUGUACGCCCAGCGAAUAGCCAACGAGGGGUUUAGGAGCAAAGCCGAGGAAUUGGUGAAAGAGCUUUUCGGGCCGGUCUACUGGCGGCCAGGUAAGGACGAGUCCUGGUGUCCGACGGUGCUCGGCAUCUCAAAGCGUGACUUGCUGAAAGAAGUUUUGAAUAUAUUUGCUCGAAGCAAGACACUGACGAAGCUUGCCAUCGACUGGCAGGAUCUUCUCAAGAAGGCUCAAUGACCAUGUCCCGUAUCUCGACAUAUAUUCUGUACAUUAUUCCAACCCUAUCGCGCGCUUUAUCAUAUGCACCCAAGUGUGUGU